AUGGAGAAGAACGGCGAAGCGGCUGCGGAAUGGAGGGUCGCAGUGGCUGUGGACGGCAGCGAGGAGAGCAUGCACGCCCUCGGCUGGAGCCUCCGCAACGUCCUCUCGGCGAGCGCCAAGAACACGGUCGUCCUCCUCUACGCAAGGCCUCCUCCCCCGAUCUACCCAUCCACCGACACCAGCGGUGAGUCCUCGCCCUCCUCCUCCUCCGCCCACUUCUCCCAUAAACCACUGAUCGGCGUACAAACCCAUCGAGAGAUGCGAACAAUCGAUCCUACAGUUUUCCCCUCUUUUCCCUCACUAGUCCGGUAGAUGACUGAAGUUCAUGAUGCCGUGGGAAGCUCGUCGGAUUUUCCCUGUAAGAACUUGGGUUUGAUUCGUUUCCGCCAUGAUCCCCAGAUUCCCGUAGAGAACGGCACGGAUUUUACGACGUCGAAACCGAUUACGUCCCUAAUCUGGAGCUCCCAGAUGCAGGUAACCCCGGUGGGCGAAAAUGCGAUAGAUGCGAAGUCAUCAUCAUCCCUGCGGCUUUAAUAGAUGGGAAGCUUCCAUUACGGUCGACGCCCACCGGGCUUGCUCUUGUUCUCCGCCGUAACCCUCUUUCUUGUCCGAAUUCGACAGGGUAUCUGUUCUCCGACGAGGAGAUCACCACGAUGGAGCAGUACAACAAGGAAGUGGAGAACUCCGUCAUCGACAAGGCCCAGACGAUACUGAAAAACCACGACAACGUCCGGUCCUUUUCCUUCCGCCAUGGGCUCCUCUCUACUUCUCCUUGAUGGGGGGGUUUUCUUAUCUACCUGAUGAUCUUGGUUUAAUCUACCAGAUCAAAGUCGAGAAGAGGAUUGCAACGGGGGACGCCAGGGACGUGAUCUGUGACACGGUGGACAGGGUGGGAGCCGACCUGCUGGUCAUGGGGAGCCAUGGCUACGGCUUCGUCAAGAGGUACCCCUCCCACCCUCUCUUAGAUCGAUCGAACCUUCCCUUCUCCUCACCAUAUAAUAAUCCUCAGGGCGCUGCUGGGGAGCGUCAGCGAUUACUGUAUCCACCACGCUAAGUGCCCGGUGCUGAUCGUGAAGCGGCCGUGA
Molecule: messenger RNA, 1085 nt
Organism: Spirodela intermedia
Lineage: Eukaryota; Viridiplantae; Streptophyta; Magnoliopsida; Alismatales; Araceae
Source: the annotation of a GenBank genome assembly